AAACUGAGCGCGGUGGGUCGCGGUUUUUCUUCUUCUCGUCUCUCCCCCUCGGGCUUCCCCCCCCCAACCACCCCCCUCACCUCCCUCUUUACGCGGCAGCGACACCCGCCCCGGCCUCGCCCCAAGCCGGCCCUGUUUGAAAGAAUAUCUGCCAGUGGUGCCGUGGACUGGCUGUGCAACCAUGGAGCUCAACGAAGCCAACUUGCAGACACUCACAGAGUUCCUGCACAAGACCCUGUCUCCUGACCCUGCCGUACGCAGGCCUGCGGAGAAGUUUCUGGAGAGUGUCGAGGGGAACCAGAACUAUCCGCUGCUGCUUUUAACGUUGCUCGAGAAGUCGCAAGACGGCGUGAUCCGAGUGUGCGCCGCCGUCACCUUCAAGAACUACGUCAAGCGCAACUGGAGGAUUGUGGAGGAUGAGCCCAACCGCAUCAGCGAGAGCGACCGCACGGCCAUCAAAGCCAACAUCGUCAAUCUCAUGCUCAGCAGCCCCGAGCAGAUGCAGAAGCAGCUGAGCGAUGCCAUCAGUAUCAUCGGACGUGAGGACUUCCCGCAAAAGUGGCCCGAGCUGCUAUCGGAGAUGGUGGCGCGCUUCCACAGCGGCGAUUUUCACGUCAUCAACGGGGUCCUGCGCACCGCACAUUCUCUCUUCAAGAGGUAUCGACAUGAAUUCAAGUCCAACGAGCUGUGGUCCGAGAUCAAGCUCGUGCUCGACACCUUUGCGGCGCCGCUCACGGAGCUGUUCAAGGCCACCAUAGAGCUGUGCAAGACGCACGCUGCUGAUGUGCACGCACUGCGUGUGCUCUUCAGCUCGCUCAUCCUCAUCGCCAAGCUCUUCUACAGCCUCAACUUCCAGGAUUUUCCAGAGUUCUUUGAAGACAACAUGGCCACGUGGAUGACGAACUUCCACAGCCUUCUCACAAUUGACAACAAGCUUCUGCAAACCGACGACGAUGAGGAGGCCGGUCUCCUGGAGCUGCUCAAGUCGCAGAUCUGUGACAACGUGGCACUGUACGCGCAGAAGUACGACGAGGAGUUUCAGCCGUACUUGCCGCAGUUUGUCACCGCCAUCUGGAACCUGCUCAUCACCACGGGGCCCGGCGUCAAAUAUGACCUGCUGGUGAGCAAUGCCAUCCAGUUCCUGGCGUCGGUGUGUGAGCGGCCGCACUACAAGCACCUGUUUGAGGAUCAGGCCACCCUCACCAGCAUCUGUGAGAAGGUCAUCGUGCCCAACAUGGAGUUCAGAGCUGCAGACGAAGAGGCUUUCGAGGACAACCCUGAGGAGUACAUCCGGCGGGACAUCGAGGGCUCUGACGUGGACACGCGGCGCCGCGCGGCCUGCGACCUGGUGCGGGGGCUUUGCCGCUUCUUCGAAGGGCCCGUCACCGAGAUCUUCUCGGUGUACGUGCACUCGAUGCUGUCGCAGUACGCCAAGGACCCGGCCGCCCACUGGAAGCACAAAGACGCCGCCAUCUACCUCGUCACCUCGCUUGCCUCCAAGGCGCAGACGCAGAAGCUUGGGAUUACCCAGGCCAAUCAGCUCGUCAAUCUGACAGAUUUCUUCGUCAGCCACAUACAGACAGACCUGCAGUCUCCCAACGUAAACCAGUUCCCUGUGUUGAAAGCGGAUGCCAUCAAAUACGUCAUGAUCUUCCGAAGCCAGCUGCCCAAGGAGCAUUUGCUGAACGUGCUGCCUCUGCUGGUGAACCACCUGCAGUCUGAGAGCACGGUGGUGCACACUUAUGCUGCGCACUCGCUCGAGAGGAUUUUCACGCUGCGCGGGCCUGGCAACGCGCUCGUCUUGACCGCAGCAGAGGUGUCACCGGUGAUUGAGCCACUCCUGACGAAUCUCCUGAAGGCCAUGACCAUGCCCUCGUCUACGGAGAACGAGUACCUCAUGAAGGCCCUGAUGAGGAGCUUCUCACUGCUGCAAGAGGCUGUCAUCCCCUACGUCCCGACGUUAACCAUGCAGCUCGCUCAGAAGCUGCAUGCUGUCAGCAAGAACCCCAGCAAGCCGCAUUUCAACCACUACCUGUUUGAGGCGCUGUGCCUGUGCGUGCGCAUCACGUGCCGCGCCACGCCCGCGGCCGUGUCCGGCUUCGAGGACGCGCUCUUCCCCGUCUUCACGGACAUCCUGCAGAACGACGUGCAGGAGUUCAUUCCAUACGUGUUCCAGGUGAUGUCGCUGCUGUUGGAGAUGCGUGGGGCCGAGGUGCCCCCAAGCUACAUGGAGCUGUUCCCGCACCUGCUGCAGCCGACGCUGUGGGAGCGCGUGGGCAACGUGCCGCCGCUCGUCCGGCUCCUGCAAGCGCUGUUAGAGAAGGCGUCGGUCACCAUCGCCUCCAGCAAUGCCGACAAGAUUCCAGGGCUGCUGGGAGUGUUUCAGAAGUUGAUCGCGUCGAAGAACAAUGACCACCAGGGCUUCUAUCUCCUCAACAGCAUCAUCGAACAUAUGCCAUCGGAGGUGAUUAACCAGUUCAAAAAGCAGAUCUUCAUCCUGCUCUUCCAGCGGUUGCAGAGCUCAAAGACGACCAAAUACGUGAAGGGUUUCCUGGUCUUCAUUAACCUCUUCUGUAUAAAGUACGGGCCCAUAGCGCUGCAGGAGCUGGUGGACAGCAUCCAACCCAAAAUGUUCGGCAUGGUUGUGGAGAAGCUGAUCAUUCCGGAAGUGCAGAAGGUGUCGGGCACCGUGGAGAAGAAGAUUUGUGCGGUCGGCAUCACCAAGCAGCUCACCGAGUGCCCGGCCAUGAUGGACACGGAGUACACGAAGCUGUGGGCCCCAUUGCUGCAAUCCCUCAUCGGGCUCUUCGAGCUUCCAGAAGACGACUCGGUGGCCGACGACGAACACUUUGUGGAGGUGGAGGACACGCCGGGCUACCAGGCUGCCUUCUCGCAGCUCGCCUUCGCCGGCCGCAAGGAGCAUGACCCGCUUGGGGCCUCGGUACCCAACGCCAAGAUCCACCUUGCGCAGAGCCUCGGCAAGCUGAGCACCGCACGGCCCGGUCGGGUCUCUUCCAUGAUCAGCACGGACGUGAACGUCGAUGCGGCGCGAUACCUGCAGGGAUACCUGCAAGCGGCCAACGUGACGCUUGUGUGAGCACGUUGCUCAAGCCUUUCGCGCCUCCCCUCCCCUUUCUCCUUACCCAACCGGCCGGCGUGCUUUAUGCGCACGCAACCGUAGUAACACGCGUAGCCCAUGACCGCGAACCACAUGCACACACGCGCGUGUUGCGGUGCACGUUCACCCACGUCAUACACAACAGCUACACAACAGCUACACACCUAUAGUUACACACCUGCACACACCUGUUCCCGUACGAUACCACACGCAUCCAUAGGAACGUGCAAACACACCACACUAGCGACGCUGCACUUACACGCGUUCUUCCCCGCCUCUUAAUUUGUCCUGCGAGUCUACAGUGCAUCCAAACUGACAGUAACUUUGCUCGUCUUUCUAUCAGGCAGCGCCGCUUUGCGUGAUGUUCCUGGAAUCAUAGGCCAGGAUACUUUGUUGAUACUGUAUGUGAGAUGACAUGCUUGGUUUUUUCAAAGCUUCUUGAAAUUAUUUUGAAGUAAACGUGUCAAUGAUAUGUCA
This is a messenger RNA of Petromyzon marinus (sea lamprey), 3595 nucleotides long. RefSeq names its product chromosome segregation 1 like (gene CSE1L). Gene Ontology annotation, molecular function: small GTPase binding; nuclear export signal receptor activity. Gene Ontology annotation, cellular component: cytosol; nuclear envelope. NCBI's taxonomy places the organism in Eukaryota, Metazoa, Chordata, Hyperoartia, Petromyzontiformes, Petromyzontidae. The record is from RefSeq and is a predicted model, not a curated record. Gene Ontology annotation, biological process: protein export from nucleus; protein import into nucleus.